Molecule: messenger RNA, 1763 nt
Organism: Oncorhynchus nerka (sockeye salmon)
Lineage: Eukaryota; Metazoa; Chordata; Actinopteri; Salmoniformes; Salmonidae
Product: tRNA selenocysteine 1-associated protein 1-like
Exons: 9
Coding region: 117-1025 (302 amino acids)
Biological process (GO): selenocysteine incorporation
Cellular component (GO): nucleus
Molecular function (GO): tRNA binding
Source: RefSeq, a predicted model, not a curated record
CGCAGAAACGUCCCUGUUGCCUCUUCCGACACGACACUUACAAGGGGCUGCAUGUGUUAUUUCGGGGAUUAACAACUGUAAAUGUAAAAACAAUUAACAACUACAGGUCUUAAAACAUGAGCACGCUAUGGAUGGGAAACUUGGAGCCCUACAUGGACGAGAACUUCAUAACCCGAGCCUUCGGCACUAUGGGGGAGUUGGUGGUGAGUGUACGGAUUAUACGCAACAAGAUGACCGGUAGGGGUGCAGCAGGCUACUGCUUCGUGGAGCUGACGGAUGAAGCCACAGCUGAGAGGUGUCUUCGUAAAGUCAAUGGAAAAGCACUGCCAGGAGCCACACCGCCCAGAAGAUUUAAAUUAAACCGGGCCACUUUUGGGAAGCAAGGAGAAAGCAGUCCACUCCAUUCUCUGUUUGUUGGGGAUCUCACACCUGAAGUGGAUGACGGGAUGCUGUACGAGUUCUUCUAUAACCGCUACCCUUCCUGUCGUGGGGGGAAGGUGGUGCUGGAUGGCACGGGGAACUCCAAGGGUUGUGGGUUUGUCCAGUUCCCAGACCAGAGGCUUCAAAAGCUGGCCCUGGAGGAGUGUCAGGGAGCGGUGGGACUUGGGAGCAAGCCCCUACGACUGAGCCUAGCUGCUAACAAAACUAGGCAUAAUCAAUCAGACAACAGGGGGUGGGGGUCACAUGGAGGAGGCUACAGACACAACCAGCAACAAUACAAUCAACAGUCAUAUGGUGGUGGAUGGGGCUCUUGGGGCUACGACCAGAAUGGAGGCAACUAUGGCGGCUACAACUACAACCAGUAUGAUUACACACAAAAUCCUGCACAGGAAAAUGAAGCUGUUGAAGAGGAUGGUCUGGAAGAUCCUAACCCAGAGCUGGAUGUGUUGGAAGCCAACAGGAAGUUUAUGGAACACAGUGAGGAACUGUAUGAUGCCCUUAUCCAGUGCCACUGGCAACCCUUGGAAUCCUCAGAACAAGCAUUUGGAACCACGAGUAGCCUUCCAGAACCUGUUUACUGUUGAGGCAUACAAUGGAAUGGCAAUAUCCUCUUUUGCCAUGUUCUUUGGUCUUUCAUAUUAUAUUCUGUAAAUGUUUGAUCAUGGAAAGGUUAAAGACAUAUCCCCAGUCCUUGGCCAUAACUGCCAUUUGCUUUACAAUACUUUUUUUUUUUUGUUAAUUGACAAAUGUUUUAUUGUAUGUAUCUUUAUAAAAGUCAUGCUGUGCCUAAGAAUAAGCUUCCUGUUUCCAUUUGUUAUGCUUCGCUAAACUGCACAGAAGAAUGUAUUCCAAAUGGGACCCUAUUCUCUAUUUAGUGCAGCACUAUUUUUUAGCUAGGGCCUAAAAGAGCUUAGGUCAAAAGUAUUGCACUAUAUAAGGAAUAGUGAAGGAAUGGUAUAAGGAGUGCCAUUUGGGACAUAAUUUUUCUCAAUUGAGUGAUUGUGUAAUCUGCUAUGUUAAACUGCCUUCUGUCUGUUUCCAUAUGUGCUUGUAAAGAUGGAGUAAACGUGUAUGUAUCAUGUUGCCAGGUAGAGAUGUCUUAUAAAAUGACCCAACCAAAAUUGCAGGAGGAGUAGCCACUAGGCUACCCUGGGGCAGCAGUAACCGAAAGGUUUCAUGUUCAAAUCCCAAAGCUGACAUGGUACAAAUCUGUCGUUCUGCCCCUGAACUGGCAGUUAACCCACUGUUCCUAGGCCGUCAUUGAAAAUAAGAAUUUGUUCUGAACUGACUUGCCUAGUUAAAUAAAGGUCAAAUAAAUUAAA